This is a messenger RNA of Lolium perenne, 1709 nucleotides long. RefSeq lists its product as uncharacterized. The record is from RefSeq and is a predicted model, not a curated record. NCBI's taxonomy places the organism in Eukaryota, Viridiplantae, Streptophyta, Magnoliopsida, Poales, Poaceae.
GUGCUUCGGGCAUCUUCCAGAAACAGAGAGAGAGAGAGCCAGAGAGAGAGAGCGAGAGAGUUCGAGGAGGUUGUCUUGCGGCGUCCACCCCUCCUCGAGGUCGAAACAAUGGCGAUUCCGCCAAUCGAGGACAACUCAGAGGAGGACGGCGGCGGCGGUGUACACCUGGGACUGGGAGUCCGGGAGGGGAAGAAGGCGCGGGGGAUUGGGGGCCUCGGAGGCGGCGAACGUGUGGACGAGGAAGCACAGAUGACUGGUGUCCUCGGAGGCGGCGAAGGUGUGGAGGAGGAAGUGCUGGAGCAGGUAUCUAGAGAUUCUGGAGGUGGCGGCGGUGGGGAUGAGGAGGAUGUGCACGGAGCAGCGGACUCCAGCGGCAGCAAGGAGGAGGAGGAAGACGCCGACACGCUGCUAGGAAGGCUUAAAGCGUUGUGCAAUGUCCUGGCGUCAAACUACAAUGACAAAAUUGAUGAACUUGGUAUUGUGAAGGGCAUGGAGAUCACAGAAGCUACCAAAACAAGACUCCUCAAGAUCGUGCUAUUCUUACAGGAAACGAAAGAAGAACGUUUUGAAAAGAUGCAGGAUUCUGCUAAUGAGCUUCUGGAGUUGUGGAAAGAAUCAGAACAGUCCACACAAAGGCUACUCAAGGUUUACCAAAUAUUCGAGAUCAUCAGUGCUCAUUCUUCAGAUGAAAUCAACGAGGAGAAAUACCUAUCAGCCGCCCUGUUGAGAAAGAUCGAAAAGCAGAUUCAGACCAUCAAAGCUGCAAAUCUCACCUUGUUGAGAGAUAAGUACCAAAGGAAGAGGAGGAAAUUGAUGGAGCUGCUGAAAGAACUUCAUUUCACAACCUCGGAUGUUGGUUUCGAUCCGAAGGAAAAAUUUGAAGGAGAGGCUUAUCCUGAGAAGAUUAAAGAACUAAGAGGCUUAAUCAUGGGCCUUAAAAAGGAUCGAAUGUCAAGAAUGCAACUUGUUUUUAGAAUGGAGUUGUUAGAUACAAUCCGGAAGGAAAAACUCUCUUCUGAAAAGAUUAAGUAUAUGGUUGAAGAUGUGAAGGAAUUCCUUGACAGAGCACAGUCUGCAGGAGAAAUAUUACACUAUGAUGGUAAAAAUGCUGUUGAUGUUAUCAAUGAGAUUCAGGAAAUGGUAACUACCCCCAAACAAGCUGAAAGGACCGAGAAUAAUACAUCAUCAAGGUCGAUGCGACUAGAAGCGAGGCUGAAGAAGGCCAUGGAUUCGGAAGCCGGAGAAGAUUCACUCAAAGUUCCAGAGAAAUGCCACUAGCUGGAGUCCUUACAGAUCUUCUCUUCACAGCUUCGCCUUGUCGGACAUGACGACAACAAAACAGGGCGCCUACUAUCGCAUAAAUAGAUGUAGGUUCAGAAAACUCAGUAGCUCUGGUGUUUCUUCCGCCUGCUAGUUAAACUUGGUCCGCUCCCCUGACAGGAGGAACCUGUCCGUUUUGGUUCUAAGAUUGAGAACUGCUGAAAGCUUUUAGUGCAAUGGCUGAACAGUUUUGUAGUGACAGUACUGGUUGUAAUUGCUGUAGUGUUGCUCUUCUGACAUCCAUGGACGUGAUGUGGUUUCCUGGAUGAAGCAUUUCACUGAAAGUUGUUGAAAUGAGUUCACCAGCUGAUAAUCCUGCAUUCUUUAUGGAUGAUGGAUGUAUAUCAUGAUUUCCAUAUGAAUGAAAAUUGCAGUGGUUCUUGCAAUAA